UCACAACGAAGAACACGUGUGCGUUCAAGAUGGCUGUUGACAGUCAACAAACUCAUCGUCCAAGCGCCUUGAAACAAAAGAAUAAGACGCACAAAACAGGGCGACAUCGUAGUAAAGGUCAACUAGAAACUGUGUCCAAAGGUCGGGUUAGUAUCAAAACAUUGAGCAAGAAAUUGCACAAAGAACUCACAAAGAAUCAGCGGCGUCAUCAGGCAAAUCAAAUUAGGCAAAAGAAGAAAACUGAUUUGCUUAAUAAGAAGAGGAAGAUUGGCGGAAAGGAUGGUGCCCCGCAUCUUGUGACAAUCGUCUGUACUCACAAAGAUACAAAUGUGAAUAAUGUGCUGGACAUGCUAAUGUCAUGUGACGAAUCUGCGGUUAUCAAACAGUCUUCAAGCGGGUUGACCUGUGACCUAAGUAUUCCUCGGUUUAAACAACGUUUCACGUUCCUCAUCCCUCCACCGGAGUUAACAUCGAUACUUGAUACAGCAAAGGCGUCUGACGCUAUAGUUGCGGUGCUGUCACCGGAUGAAGGUUGGGACGCUUGGGGAGAGCUGUGCCUGACAAGUUUGUUUGCUCAAGGUUUGCCGGCAACAACACUAGUGGUACAGGGCAUGGGAGAUCUACCAAUCAAAAAGAAAUCUGAAUCCAAAAAGAACUUACAGAAGAUUAUUGAAAAGAGGUUUCCCAAGGAUAAGAUAUACACACUAGAUUCACCUCAAGAUGGUAUAUUGCUAUUGCGUCAUCUUGGAGACCAGAAGCUAUCAUCAAUCAGGUGGCGCGAUACACGUCCUCAUGUGCUUGCUCGAACUGUAACCUUUGAACCUAAUCCCGAGCAGGGACUUCUUGGUACAUUGAAAGUGUCUGGCUUCUUGAGAGGGCGUCCGUUAUCUGUAAAUGGUUUGAUUCAUAUAUUAGGGUACGGAGAAUUCCAAAUGAAGCAGAUCGAUUCUCCUCCUGACCCCUGCCCUUUCAACCACCCUGUAAAGAAGAAGACAAGUAGACAAAAUGAUAUGAAUACAGAUGAUGACAAUGAAAUGGCCAUGGAAGAGGACAUCAAAGUGUUAGAAGUUGUUGACACAGCCAAACAAGAAUCCUUGCAGGCUGAGGCAGAGAUGGACCCAAUGGAAGGAGAGCAAACAUGGCCAACAGAAGAGGAGAUGGCAGAUGCAGAAGCUGCCCUUCGAGAGAAGACAAAGAAAAUUCUGAGGAAAGUACCAAAGGGAACAUCAGAAUAUCAGGCUGCCUGGAUUCUGGACAAUGAAGAGGAGGAAGAAGAAGAAUCGGGAGAUGAAGGCAGCGAUGAGGAUGAUGCUGCAAUGGAAGAUGACGACGAUGAACUCCAAGCAAGAGAAGUCAGCGAUGAAGAGGAUGCUGAUGGAAUGGCCAGUGUUGCUGAUACAAAUGAUUUUGAAACAAUUAGUAUAACAGGAGGGCAUAAAGAUAAUUAUGACCGAGUGCAUUUUGAUGAAGAAGAAGAUCUAGAAAUGCUACAAAAGUAUCGUGAAGAACGCAUGAAUGCCAUGUUUCCCGAUGAAGUUGACACUCCGAGAGAUAUUACAGCGAGAAAUCGAUUUGCACGGUACAGAGGUUUGAAAAGUUUUCGUUCGUCACCUUGGGAUCCUAAAGAGAACCUGCCUCUAGACUAUGCAAGAAUCUUUCAAUUUCAAAAUUUUAAUCGUACAAAGAAAAAAGUUCAGCAGGAAGAAAUAGACUCUGAAGUCCAACCUGGAAUGUAUGUAACUGUACACAUAGCAAAUGUACCAAAAUCAUUUAUAGAUAACCAUGAUGAAAAGAAGCCACUUGUAUUAUUUGGCCUUUUGCAACAUGAACAAAAGAUGUCUGUUUUGCAUUUUGCCCUCAAGAGGCACCAAGGCUACGUAGAACCUAUCAAGUCCAAAGACCGUCUGAUAUUUCAGACAGGCUACAGACGCUUCACAGCAUGUCCGAUUUUCUCGCAGCACACUGUCGGUGACAAACAGAAGUAUGAACGCUUCUUCCCGAUUGAUGGCGUUUCUGUUGCUAGCGUAUAUGCACCAAUUAUUUUCCCACCAGCCAACAUUCUUGUCUUCAAGGAACUACCAGGAGGAUCACAUACCCUGGUUGCUACAGGAACAUUAUUAGGAGCCAAUCCUAACAGGGUUGUUGUGAAGAAAGUUGUCCUCAGCGGCCAUCCGUUCAAGAUCAUGAAAAGACAAGCAGUGGUCCGCUACAUGUUCUUUAAUAGAGAGGAUAUUAUGUGGUUUAAGCCGAUUGAACUUAAGACAAAGUGGGGUCGACGAGGUCAUAUUAAGGAACCUUUAGGAACACAUGGCCAUAUGAAAUGCAUUUUUGACGGUCAGUUGAAGUCACAGGAUACAGUCCUAAUGACACUUUACAAACGCAUAUACCCCAAAUGGACGUAUGACAUUGAGGGCAGUGCUAAUGUCCAGGUCACUCCUGAAACUGUAGUGAGUUGCACGUAUGUUGAAGAUAUGGAGUGAUGCAGGUGACAGCGUAUGGUGUAUUCCUUAAGGUUGACAUUGUCUUUGCAAAUCAUAUUUGUAGAGGAUGUUGGAUUGCAUGCGAUUGAUUUUCUUCACUGGAUUCUAUGUGUCUAUGAGAACCCACAUAGAUGGUAACCAUAUAUGGUUAUUUUAUUCAUAAAUGAAUUGGUUCAUAUAUGUAUUUUCAUAUAUGUUAUGCAUACAUGGAUGAUAAUUUCAUUUGAAUGAUUUAUUUAUAAAAUUAAUGAUUAUAUUCAUUAUGAUGUUUUUGUGUCUACUGGUUUUCCACCAAUCGGCAGGAAGUCUUAGUGAUCAUCUCACUUGUAAGUUGUGAGAGUAAAUCCGAUUGGAGGAAUGAUGAGAUGAUCCAAAAUAUAAUGCCAUGCCCUGACCUAGAAGGAACUGAAAAGUCAGUCUGUUACACUCAGUAUGGUACUUGUACAGGUUUAUUCAUGUAAAUUUCCAACACAGAGAGCAUGGAUGGGUUAUGAGUUAACAGUAGCCAAAAAAACUUAAAACAUGCAGUAGACACGCUCACUCUGGGAGCCGAUUUUUCAUAACGGUUAUUUUAUUCAAAUUCAAAAGAAUUUUGUUCAUGUGAAAAAUAGUAUGUUUAAAAUUAAUAAAGAUUGAAACAGAACUAAUUCUGUUUUAUUGAA
Molecule: messenger RNA, 3142 nt
Organism: Anneissia japonica
Lineage: Eukaryota; Metazoa; Echinodermata; Crinoidea; Comatulida; Comatulidae
Product: pre-rRNA-processing protein TSR1 homolog
Exons: 21
Coding region: 30-2480 (816 amino acids)
Biological process (GO): ribosome biogenesis; maturation of SSU-rRNA from tricistronic rRNA transcript (SSU-rRNA, 5.8S rRNA, LSU-rRNA); endonucleolytic cleavage of tricistronic rRNA transcript (SSU-rRNA, 5.8S rRNA, LSU-rRNA)
Cellular component (GO): preribosome, small subunit precursor; nucleus
Molecular function (GO): U3 snoRNA binding; GTP binding; GTPase activity
Source: RefSeq, a predicted model, not a curated record